This is a messenger RNA of Fusarium poae, 7629 nucleotides long. Its product is annotated as Highly reducing polyketide synthase gpy1. Gene Ontology annotation, molecular function: phosphopantetheine binding; fatty acid synthase activity; oxidoreductase activity. The transcript has 17 exons. Lineage: Eukaryota; Fungi; Ascomycota; Sordariomycetes; Hypocreales; Nectriaceae. The coding region runs from base 1 to 7629 and encodes 2542 amino acids. The record is from RefSeq and is a predicted model, not a curated record. Gene Ontology annotation, biological process: fatty acid biosynthetic process; secondary metabolite biosynthetic process.
AUGCCUCCUCAAAUUCAACCAUGGCGAGAGCCCAUUGCCAUUGUGAGCAUGGCAUGCCGUCUACCAGGCGGUAUCGAUAAGCCAUUGGACCUCUGGGACCAUGUUCGAGCAGGUCGUUCGUCAGCCACUGCCAUACCGAAAGAUCGAUUCAAUACCGAGAACUUUCUGUCUAUGGAUCCCAACAAGAAGGGAGAACAGGCCUUUAGAGGUGCUCACUUUGUGAAAGGAGACAUUAAGCAGUUUGACCAUAAGUUCUUUGGGAUAAGCAAGGAUACGGCAACUGCUAUGGAUCCCCAACAGAAACAGUUACUUGAGGUUGUCUAUGAAUGUCUCGAGUCAGCCAAUAUCUCGAUGGAAACUAUUUCCAAGUCCAAGAUUGGCUGUUACUGUGCCAUGUUUGUUAGUGAUUAUCAUGAUAUGCUGAUGCAAGAUCCUGAGUAUCUUCCAACAUUUAUUGCUAUUGGAACGACACGCACCAUGCUUGCAAAUCGUAUCAGUCACGCACUUGACCUCGGUGGUCCCAGUGUUACUAUCGAUACAGCCUGUUCUGGUUCCCUUGUCGCAUUGCAUCUUGCUUGCCAAGCACUGCAAGCUGGCGAAUGCGAUGGUGCUGUGAUCGGUGCAUCUAAUCUGUUUUUAAGUCCUGAUUACGCCUUGUCACUUACGCGACUUGGCGCUAUAGCUGCUGAUGGCCAGUGCAAGACAUUUGACGCUGGCGCAAAUGGAUACGGCCGUGGCGAAGGUACCAAUGCUGUGUACAUCAAGAGGCUCAGUGAUGCUAUUCGAGAUGGAGAUAACAUCAGAUCCAUCAUUCGGGGUACUUCCUCCAACAGUUCUGGUGCCACUCCAGCAAUCACAGAACCCUCUGGACGGGCCCAAAGAGAUACAAUCUUACAGGCUUAUGCCCAAGCUGGAAUUGAUAACUUCAGUGAAACAGGGUACUUCGAGUGCCAUGGAACAGGUACACCUGUGGGUGAUUGUAUAGAGCUUGGGGCAGUGGGCGAAGUCUUUAGUGCUAGCCACAACUCUGGAGAUGCCCUUUGGGUUGGCUCUACAAAGCCAAAUGUCGGACAUUCCGAGGCGGCCAGUGGUUUGAGCAGUCUUAUAAAGGUGGUGCUAGCCUUGGAAAAGGCAGAAAUUCCUCCAAACACCAACUAUAAGACACCAAAUCCCAAGAUUGACUUUGAUGGUUGGAGAGUCCGUGUACCAACAAGCGCACAUCCUUGGCCUUCCAAGUCCAUCCGACGAGCAAGUGUCAACUCUCUCGGUAUCGGCGGAUCGACUGCGCAUGCCGUCGUUGAGUUCUACGAGCCUCGCAAGAUUACUGAUGGGCCUGCAAAUGGUAUGAACGGCACCAAUGGAUUCAAUGGUGCUCAUUCGGUAGCCGUUACCAACGGCACCAAUGGCCACCACGAGGAGGAUAAAGCCAACAAGCCCUCCUUCCUUAUGUUUACAUCUGGCGCAUCCCGAGAAUCGCGAGACACGAAUACCAAUAACCUAUUGGACUUUCUCAAGAGCCACGAGGAAUGCCACGAGUUGACUGGUCCCCUCAUCACAGCCCUGAAUGCUCGCAGCCAGAUUCACAUUCGACCUUGGAAGUCGUUCACUGUUGCCCAGACAGUCGGUGACCUUAUCCAGCAGCUAGAGGGCAAUUCAAUGAAGUCCAAUCAAACACCAGUUAGUGGUAAUGAGCCUGACAUGCUCUUUACAUUCACUGGUCAAGGUGCUACAUGGUCGCAGAUGGGUAAACGUCUUCUUGAGACGUUCCCUGUAGCGCGCAACACCUUACAUCAGCUUGACGAUGUCAUCAGAGAGCUUUCAUCCUCGGAUAAGUCUGAAUGGUCUUUGAUAACCAAGCUUACUGCCGAACUCACCCAAGAUGAGAUCAAUUUGCCAUCACUCGCCCACCCUCUAUCCCUCGCAGUACAGAUAGCUCUUGUCGACCUUCUUUCGAGUUGGGGAGUGCUUCCAGAUGGUGUCGUCGGUCACUCUGGUGGAGAGACAGCUGCCGCAUACGCAUGUGGUGCUCUCACAGCCAGGGAAGCUAUCACAGUCGCUUACUAUCGUGGAAUCGCCUGUGAGAAUGCCCCCUCUGGCUCUAUGCUUGCUGUGAGAAGCGACCCCAAUGCAAAGGAGCUCCAAGACGCAUUGGAACGUAACGAUGUGCAGAUUGCCUGUUUCAACGGUCCCCAGAACCUCACUCUCGCGGGUUCUACAGAGGGAAUCAAGAAUUUGGCAGCCGAAUUGAACAGUCAUGGCAUUGUUUCUAGGGCUGUUGCGGUUACUAGAGCUUACCAUACAAGAUCCAUGAAGGUAGUUGUUGAUGACUAUGUCGCGCGCCUCCGGAGUGUCCUUCAUCCAAAGGCAGGACGUGUUCCAAUGUAUUCGUCUGUUACUGGUUGUCAGUUGGAGGGUACUGAGGUUGGUGCCGAUUACUGGGGAGCGAACCUCGUUUCCCCAGUUCUUUACACCGAUGCCGUCACACUGGCCAUGACUCAAGCAGACCGUAAGUUUGGGUUGUGUGUUGAGAUCGGACCUCAUUCGCUGCUUUCGCGACCAACAUCUGAGAUUGUCAAGUCGCUUCCUGAUGCGCCCCAACUACCCUACUUUUCCACUAUGGUCCGAAACGUGGACACAAACCAGCAACUCAUGAGUCUUGCAGGCGAUUUGGUUCUCAACGGCAAACGCCUGGAUCUGGAUCAAGUGAACAAACCCAGCUUGUUCCAAGGCGGCAAGACUACUCGUCUGCCCAACCAUAUUCAGGACAAUCUUCCUGCUUAUGCUUGGGACUAUUCUUCUACGCCAUGGACAGAGCCACGCAACAGCUCUGACUGGCGUUUCCGCAAAGCGCCACGACAUGAGAUUCUGGGCACCCGUUGUCGAGGCGCAAAUCCUUCUGCGCCCACUUGGAGGAACAAGGUGUCAAUAGAAGAUGCGCCUUGGCUCGUUGAUCAUCAGGUCAAUGGCAUUGUCACCUUGUCCUUCACUACCGGUAUCGCCAUGGUAGUGGAGGCUAUGAUGCAAGUUCAAGAAGAGAACAAGGAGAUAGACUGGGCUAAUCAUUCGUUUGAGUUGGAAGACUUUGUCUUUUCCAACUCUAUCAUCCUUCCUGAUGAGAACGCGAUUGAGCUCUUCCUCACUCUAAUUCCACGGAACGACAAUGCCAGAUCCGAUGGAACAUGGUAUGACUUUACCAUUUCUUCGCUCAGAGGGGACGUUGAUAUCCGCCAUUGUCAUGGCAAGGCCGUGGCCUUGGAGAACAACGACAGCGCUUCUUCCCAGUCCAGAACCUCGUGGCAUCAUAUGCCCCUUGAGGUACCGCUCAAGAGCUACUACAAGACUCUGGAGAGAGUUGGCUAUGGCUACGGUCCCAAAUUCCAGCUUCUUUCCGAAGUGCGAGUCCGACCAGGUCUCUCAGCCUGCGCUGCCAAGAUCGACAUGUCAUCAACCGGUCAAUCGCCAGUUCGCGGCCAGCGAUAUCUUUUGCACCCUGCCAUGAUGGAUGCAGCCCUGCAGACGCCUGCAUUGGCCAAUCGCUCUGGAUAUUUCCAAGAGAUCGAUACCUUGCUUCUACCAUCCCGCAUGAAGAAGAUCUCUAUCCGUAUGCCCACCGACAAGACGGAUACUGCCUUUUGUGCUACCAACACAUCGCCUGUUGGUUUCACUCGGAUCGAAGGAAGUGUCCAGUGCUACGAUACCUUAUCGAAGCCUUUCUUCGUGGUUGAGGGUCUACAGAUGGACAGGGCCACGGGUGAGGACCAAACUACCCUUCCUUGGCUGCGACUCAACUGGAAACCUGAUAUCGGUGACAUCUCUCACAAUGGUCCCUCGACCAGCUCCAUCCAGAUCAGGAGUCUUCCAGCAGAGAAGAAGCUUGUCAAUCUGGAGGAUCUAGUCAAGGAGCUCAUACCCAUGAUUUUUGAGAAUGGUAUUGACCAGGGUAAGAACCUGGCUCCUCACUUGCAAUCGUACCAUGCCUGGUUGCUCGAACAAGCCGAGUUGCACAAAGCAAAGCUCGUCGCACGCCAUAAGCAGAAUGGAUUUGCCACAGUUCAAGACGCCAUUAUGAACGUCGUUGCAAACUCUGGGAUCUCUGAGACUGUUGAUGCUUCCAUCGUGUCACAACUAGCCAUCAACAUGGCAAGGAUCUUCCGUGGGGAAGUUGAAGCAUUGGCUGUCUGGCUCGAGAAUGAUUUGCUCUACAGAUUCUACGAAGAGAGUAUCUUCACAACAAGCAUGAACCAGAAGCUUCGCUCUGUUGCUGAGCUUUUGGCCCACAAGAACCCUAACAUGAGAGUCUUGGAAAUCGGAGCUGGAACUGGCGGAGCAACGACUGAGAUGCUUCAAGGUUUCUCCAGGGCUGGCGGGCCUGGUGCUUACCAGUCAUUCACUUUCACAGACAUCUCGGCUGGUUUCUUCGACAAGGCAAAGAAGAAGUUUUCAGCUUGGGAUAGAAUGGAGUUCAAGACUCUCGAUAUCGAGAAAGAUAUUUCUGAGCAAGGAUUUGGCUCGGAGAAGUAUGAUCUCGUGGUUGCAGCCAACGUUUUGCAUGCCACUGCCGACUUGCCGUUUGCGAUGAAGAACAUUCGAUCAUUGCUGCGUGAUGAUGGAUACCUUUUGGUUGGUGAGCUGUCAGAAGACCUCACAUCUGCCAAUUUCCUCUGGGGACCAUUGACCGGUUGGUGGCUACGUCCUCGAUCUCCGGGUCGUUCUGGUCCUGGUCUUUCCAUGGAUGAAUGGCGAGAUGAGCUGACUGCAGAUUUCGAUAACGUUGUCGAAAUCGAGGCUAGACGGGACGAGACUGGUACGGAUCAAAUCUCGAGCACUAUCGUGAUAACGGCCCGAGCAAAACCAGUCGACUACACCCCACCCAAGCCUCUCUCGGAGCAGAGGGUACAUCUUGCCGGAGUUGGCAACGACUCUUCUGCUCGUGACCAGAUUGAGCACCGACUCUCCAAAGGCGGUAUCAUUACAACUUCCAGCAGUCUGGAAGAUCUCACCUCGCGAGAGUGGUCUGGAGAGUGGCUCAUCAUCUUGGACGAGGCUGAAGGAAGUUUCCUUGCUUCUCUCAAUUCCAAGCAGUUGGAGGCCUUGAAAUCAUGGCUUACGAAGCCUAUCAAGUGCAUUUGGGUCACCCAAAAUGUUUACCUCAACCCGCAAAAUACAACAGGAGGUCUGGUGACAGGUUUCGCACGAACCCUCCGAGGAGAGAACAGUCAACUAGAGCUGUACACAUUGGACCUGAGCAGCGAGGGCGACGAUACAGCCAACAUUAUCCGCCACGUUUUGGAACGAGCCCACUAUUCUCAUGACGAUCCAAUCUCCAGGUUGGACUACGAAGUGGCUGAGAAGGAUGGACAACUCUGGACAUGCAGGCUCGUCAAGGAUUCUGGCUUGGAAGAUGCAUUUGGUCCUGCGCGAAAGAUGGAAGUAUCUGCUCGCCAGUUAGUUCAAACUCCGCAUCGCUUAGUCGUGGGAGAACCAGGCAUCUUGGACAGUCUGACCAUGGCCCAAAACGAUGGACACUCGGUGGUGCCAAACGGACAUGUUCUUGUUGAGGUCAAGGCUGUCGGUCUUGAUGAACGGGACGGGCGAAUUGCUCAAGGGUCUCUUCCAGCACUGGAGUUCGGUCGCGAGUGUUCUGGUGUUGUCAAGAGCUGCGGUGCUGAUGUCACAUCACUCAAACCUGGUGACCGCGUUGCUGUGAUCGGCCAGGGAACUUUCGCCACUCAAUACCUGGCUCCUUCAGGGUGUUGUGCCAAGAUCCCCGAAUGGCUUUCCUUUGAUGAUGCUGCCGCGAUCCCGGCAAGUUUCGUCACUGCUUUGUAUGCGUUGACCACGCCUGCGAGAAUCACUGCCGGCCAGAAAAUCCUUGUCGCCAACGCUACAUCCGCCCAGGGUAUCGCUUUGAUCAAGACAGCGAAGGCUCUCAAGCUUGACGUUCAUGCCACUUUCAGUGAAGGUGACAAGUCCCUUCUUACGAAGCACGGCGUCUGUUCAUCCAGCAUUUUCCCUAUCUCUACCAACGCUAGCCGUCUCAAUGCUUCUCGCACUAUCAAUGGCCAGACGUACAAACUUGUACUGAACACUCAGCCAGGCCAAUAUGCAAGCUUUUCGCACUUGGUCGCGAACCGUGGAACAUAUGUCGAGAUUGGUUCAGGUGAAUCGCAUGAAGAUGAAGGAGUUCUCCGUCCUAACAAGAAUGUCAUGUUUGCUUCCAUUGAUCUCGUGGAUGCGUACCUCGAAAACAACGAGGACCUUGGAGAGUUACUGCACCAAAUUAUGGCUAUGGUUGAGACGCGAGUCCUCGACGUAAACCUGGCAGCUUCGGUAUCAAAGCUACACUCAUUACAAUCCGCCUUCUCAGCACUUUUGGAGGACAGUUCGCAGAAGCAGGUCGUUUCACUUGCAGAUGUUGACGACGGGCAUAUGAUCAAGACACGACCCAAGACUUCUGUCUUCGAUUCUCGAAAGACCUACAUCAUCACGGGAGGUCUUGGUGGUUUGGGUCGUGGAAUUGCAGUCUGGAUGGCCAGCUACGGCGCUCGAAACCUCAUUCUAGCCACCAGCUCAGUCGCAAAGGCCUGUCAAUCUGGCGAUCUGCUUCAGCAGCUUUCGUCUUACGGAUGCCAUGCCAGAGUUGAGGUCUGUGAUGUGGGCAACUCUUCAGCUGUUGAGCGUCUCAUCUCAAGUAUCAACACUCCUGUUGGUGGAGUAAUUCACUCAGCAUUGAGACUCAGUGACUGCUUCUUCGAGGACAUUACCUUGGAAGACUUUGACGCAGUUUUCGGUCCCAAGGUCAAUGGUGCUUUGAACCUCCACCACUGUCUCCAAGGGCAAAAGCUUGAUUUCUUCGUCAUGCUCAGUUCCGGCUGUGGAGUUUUGGGUAACGAGGGUCAGUCUAAUUACUCGGCAAGCAGCACUUUCCUUGACACAUUUGCCCGCUACCGUCAGAGCCUUGGUCUUCCGGCCUCCUCUAUUGAUCUCGGCUUCGUGGAGGAUGUCGGAAACAUCAGCGAGCGUCCUGAGAUUCAAGCAUCCUUACUUUCUCGUGGUUUGAGACCUAUCACAGUACGCGAUGUUCUCCGCGUGGUUGAAGGUGCUAUUGCUACAGGUCAUCCUAAGCAGGUUAACGCAGCCAAUGACUCUGUUUACGAUGACUUUUUGCAGAGUCAGAUUGUCCUCAGCUUUGGUAUGAUCGACAAAGCGACAGCAGAAUGGCAGUCCUGGGCCAAAGACGCAAAGUUUGGUUUGCUGCGAUCAAAAGCCACUGACAAUGCGGCAAGUGAUGCCGAUGCGGGCGGUGGAGAGAGCGCAGUCCAGACAGCUGUCAAGGCUUUCCGAAACACCCUUGGUCGACUGGGUGAUGCUUCUGAAGGGAAGGAAGCUGCUUUGCAACCUGUCGUCUGCACUGCUCUCGUUGCCAAGCUGGCACAAGUACUGUCGAUCAAGAUUGGCGAGAUCCAGCCUACAAGGUCAGCCAUUCAGUACGGCAUGGAUUCACUGAUUGCUAUUGAGGUCAGGUCUUGGGCAAGAUAUGCCUUCCAGAUCGAUCUCCCUAUCAAUGACCUGACGAACCCUUAUAGUAUUCAGGAUUUGGCAGCCAGGGUUUCUAGAAUGAUUAUAUAG